Molecule: messenger RNA, 2873 nt
Organism: Synchiropus splendidus (mandarinfish)
Lineage: Eukaryota; Metazoa; Chordata; Actinopteri; Syngnathiformes; Callionymidae
Gene: trap1
Product: TNF receptor-associated protein 1
Exons: 18
Coding region: 69-2216 (715 amino acids)
Biological process (GO): protein folding
Cellular component (GO): mitochondrial inner membrane
Molecular function (GO): ATP hydrolysis activity; ATP binding; protein kinase binding
Source: RefSeq, a predicted model, not a curated record
UGGGUCCUUGCUCCAGCGUCGUCCAACGUGUGUCCCCGGUGUGACUUCUGUCGGUUCAGUGCUUCGUCAUGUCCCGGUGUCUCGCUCUCGCUCGGUUCGCUGUUGGUUUAUCUGCACGAACCGGACCACGGUACCAGCUAUGCGCGCGAGGUCUGAGUGGCAGAAGCGCCCCGCGCCCACUUGCUGCAGCCCUGCAGGAGAAAUGGAGCGUCCGCCCCACAGUCUGGAGCAGUGGUCGGUCCUGCCUGAGUGUGAGCCAGCGCUCGCACUACAGCACCCAGGAGGCGGAGAAGGAACCUGAAGAGGAGCCACUGCACAGCAUCAUCAGCGAUACAGAAUCUGUGCAAGGAGACUUCUCCAAACACGAGUUCCAGGCAGAGACGAAGAAGCUGCUCGACAUUGUUGCCAGGUCUUUGUACUCGGAGAAAGAGGUUUUCAUCAGGGAGCUGAUCUCGAACGGCAGUGACGCUCUGGAAAAACUGCGCCACAAACUGAUGACUGCUGGCGGAGCCACUUCAACCAUGGAGAUCCACCUGCAGACCGACGCCGCCAAGGGAACCUUCACCAUCCAGGACACUGGAGUGGGGAUGAACCAGGAGGAGCUGGUGGCAAACCUGGGCACCAUCGCCCGCUCUGGCUCCAAAGCCUUUCUAGACGCCCUGCAGAACCAGGCCGAGGCCAGCAGCUCCAUCAUCGGCCAGUUUGGUGUCGGCUUUUAUUCCGCCUUCAUGGUGGCGGACCGCGUGGAUGUUUACUCCAAGUCCGCUGAGCCCGAUGCCCCUGGGUACAAGUGGUCUUCAGACGGCUCCGGGGUGUUUGAGAUCGCAGAGGCCAGCGGCGUCCAGCAGGGAACCAAGAUCGUCCUGCACCUCAAAGAGGACUGCAAAGAGUUUUCCGCUGAGGACAGGGUCAAAGAUGUCGUCACCAAGUACAGCAACUUUGUUAGCUUCCCUAUUUACCUGAACGGACGGCGGCUCAACACUCUGCAGGCUCUGUGGAUGAUGGAUCCGAAGGAGAUCGGCGAGUGGCAGCACGAGGAGUUCUACAGAUACGUGGCCCAGGCCUACGACAAGCCGCGCUACACGCUGCACUACCGCGCCGACGCGCCGCUCAACAUCCGCAGCAUCUUCUAUGUCCCGGAGGGGAAGCCGUCCAUGUUCGACGUGAGCCGGGAGAUGGGUUCCAGCGUGGCGCUGUACAGCAGGAAGGUCCUGAUCCAGACCAAAGCCACCGACAUUCUGCCCAAGUGGCUGCGCUUCCUGAGAGGUGUGGUGGACAGCGAGGACAUCCCGCUCAAUCUGAGCCGAGAGCUGCUGCAGGAGAGCGCCCUCAUCAGGAAGCUGCGUGACGUCCUGCAGCUGCGAGUCAUUCGCUUCCUGCUGGACCAGAGCAAGAAGGAGCCUGAGAAGUACAGCAAGUUUUUCGAGGACUACGGCCUCUUCAUGAGGGAGGGCAUCGUCACCACGCAUGAGCAAGACGUCAAGGAGGACAUUGCCAAGUUGCUCAGGUUUGAGUCUUCGGCGCUCCCUGCGGGUCAGCAGACCAACCUCAUCGAGUACUCAUCCCGCAUGAAGGCGGGGACGCGGAACAUCUACUACCUGUGCGCCCCCAACCGCCACCUGGCCGAGCACUCGCCCUACUUCGAGGCCAUGAAGAAGAAGGACAUGGAGGUGCUGUUCUGCUACGAGCAGUUCGACGAGCUGACCCUCCUCCACCUCCGAGAGUUUGACAAGAAGAAGCUGAUCUCCGUGGAGACGGACAUCGUGGUGGAUCAUUACAAGGAGGAGAAGUAUGAAGACAGCACGCCAGCUGCUGAGCGUCUGACUCAGGAGCAGGCCGACGACCUGAUGGCUUGGAUGAAGAACUCUCUGGGCCCCAAAAUCACCAACGUCAAGCUGACCCCUCGACUGGACACCCACCCGGCCAUGAUCACUGUGCUGGAGAUGGGAGCGGCGCGCCACUUCCUGCGCACCCAGCAGAUGGCUCGCACCCCGGAGGAGAGAGCGCAAAUCCUGCAGCCCACCCUGGAGAUCAACGCCGGACACCAGCUCAUCAAGAAGCUGCACAACCUGAAGGACUCGGACUCGGAGCUGGCCGGGCUGCUGCUGGAGCAGAUCUUCGACAACGCCAUGAUCACUGCCGGCCUGAACGAUGACCCGCGGCCCAUGAUCGCACGACUCAACGACCUGCUGACCAAAGCCUUGGGGAAGCACUGAGCCCCGACGUCCCACACACGGUUCAGUCCGACUCCACGGCUCGCUGCUGACAAACUGUUUAACGUCGGUCCGAGACAGCGAGCGACGCUGACUUCAGUUUUUCUGCCGUGACGCAGGUUGUAUAUUUAAUUUCCCCUCCAUUCCAGCUCCCCGGUACACAACAGACAACUACACAAGUUCUUCCAAAAUAUUUACUGCAUGGAAGUGACGGAGCUGUCGUGUCCAAGAAACUGCCUCGGGACAAAGCCGCAGAAGCUCCAGUGCCGCACGAUUCGAGUUCAUUGUGCCCCGCUGACCAUCAGUCAGUUGGGCGGCCGCUGCGCCCCCUGCUGGUCUCAGGCGGUCCUGGUCCGCAGCUGGUGACCAUCACUAGUGUCCAGGUGUUCCAGGGGAGGUCAGGAGAGCUUGUCUAUGUUGGCCAGGAAGCGCUGGGCCCACCACUCGUCCAAGUCGAUUGGUUGGAAAUCUGUCAAACAGACGUCAUAUAGUCAAGACGUUUGAAACGGAGCUGGCUAACGUCGCCCCCUGCUGGUGUUUUGAUGUCAGUGUCCUACUUGUGUCAUUAAAAAGAUUUUGUUCAAAUUUUCUCAAUCGCUUUUACUAUACAUACAUUUGUCUAGUAUUUGUUUGCUCUGCCAUAAUACUAUUUAUGUACCU